GUUGGAGACCUGCGGUUGUUCACAAUGGUGUGAUACGCGCGCGGUCCGUUGGCGUUCAGUGUCUCUGCGUGUGUGUGUUUUCCCGCGACGCCCGUUAUCGCUGUAUACACUCUCUCUCUAUUUUUAUUAUCAUAUAUACAUAAUCACAAUAACGAUAUAUAUACAUAUAUAUAUAGGUAUAAAAAUAAUACCAUCUCUGCGACCGUGGAACGAGAACCCGCCGCCGCUGUCGCCCCCGCACCCUAUAAGAACGAGCAGCUGCCCACGACGUCGACAACGACCCUAUCGCAGUAAAAACGCAAUAAUAAUAAUAAUACUACUAUCGCCGCGUACGGCUUAGUGUGCCGAGCGCGUUUGUACCGUUCUGUUAUCACAACGCGGCCGCCACUGUUAUCACAACAACACAUUAUUUUAUAAAUUAUAAUAAUAUACUAUAAUAACGUAAAUUAAUAUUGACAUUAUCAUCGCGACAAUAACAUUAUUAGUGCGCCUGCGCGUGAGCCGUUUGAGUUAAUCAGUGCGUUAUUAAAUAAAACCGACAAAACAAAAAACAAAUUUUCUGAGACCGACAUCGAACCGGGACGAUAGUUUAUUUUUUUUACAACACAUAGUAUAAUAUCAAUGUUAAUAAAUAUUGUAUUAGAUAUCUUAAGUAAAAUAUAAAAAUAACGAAAGAACUUCGCCGUUAUACACGUCGUCCGUUUGGGUUCUGUUAGAAAUCUGCGUGCAUUUAUUAGCUUGAACACUAAAUCGCGGUCCGGUUGAACUCGCAGCGACCAUGUUAUUCUCAACGUUCGCCAUGCUCGUGUCCAUUGCCGAGUUCUCCAACAUACUGUCGGUGCUGGCCGUCAUCAUAUGUUUCUGCGCAAUGUUUCUGUUGAUUAUGAGGAACAUGACAGUAUUUUGGCUACACGGCGAAGAGCUGAUGUUUGGCGGAAACGGAGUGCAUCAAGUCCAGCCUAGGAUUCCACAAAUGAAAAUGAUGAAAGUGCACAUACCUUUCACAUUCAAGUUGCACGAGACAUCUAAUUCAUCGUACUCUGAUCUUAGGUGCACGGUGUCCAGUCAAGUCCCUUACACGUUGCAGGCGUUUUGGGGUGUUUCCAUCAAAGAACUUCACCACUUCUUGUGGAAAACAUGGAGUUCGUUUCAGACCGCCGUUAAGGAAGACACUUUACUGCGCGGACACUAUCAACACUGCGGAUUAACUUUACACGAAACAAGCCAUACAGAAAAGACGGUCCAGAUGUUCAUGCCUGAGGGAAAAUUGGAUUUGGGCACGCCACCUCGGCACUGUUACCCCCUGGUCAUAUUCCUGAUACGAGACACCCCGGAAAACUCUACUCUUCAUCCAGACGAGACGGUGGCAUUGGUGAACGUCGUGCAUAUAAGAGACAAUGUGUGUACGUUACCUACCAACAUACUGGCGCAGUACCUAAAACAAGCAAACGGACAGCUGUCAUCACUUAAGCAAUUGUAUUUGGCCACAGGUAACGCUUUGAGCUACCAAGACGACGCGGCGGCGUGCGAGGACGAGUCGCAAAGGGCUCUCGUGUUAGACAACAGCAGCUUGAGUGCCGGUCAGGAACAGCUGUGCGUGGUCUGCCAGUUCUAUCCGUUGUCCAGGGCCUUGUUGCCUUGCAGGCACACUUGUAUUUGCGCUUCUUGCUUUGGAAAGCUGGAGACGUGCCCGAUGUGCCGCAGCCCGAUCAAGAGCUACUUCUGCGUGCGCAACGAGGACUACCUGGCCGACUGUGCACUGGGCUUGGACAAACCGGGAGCGUCGGCCAAGCGACAGGCGUUCUCCCAGUGGAUCCAAGACAGUAUUAUGGAUUUCUUAGGUCUACAUUAGGUACCUCUCGUGUAUCCUCUACUCGUUCCCUCCGCCGACCGCCAACAUCGCUACAACCCAUACAGCUCUAUACCGCUCGUCUUUGGACAUAAAAAUCAAACUGUGAAUUUCAUUGGGCGUGUACGAUUGUAUUAACUGUGUUAAUAAAAAUCACACGGCCUCGUUUGUAGCGAAUUAGUCCAUAGAAAAUUAGUCCACAAUAUGUAAUAAGUGAUAUUAUAAAAAUAAAAUUCAUCAAAUUCGAACGUAGUGUUUUUAUAAUAAUAUUAUAUAUUACGCUGAACCGUUAACGAUAAGAAAAGUAGUACGUGCACACUGUAUGCGUACCCGGUCGAUAAUGUGCCUACAAUAUUGACGCUAUUAGUACGACGAGGUGGUUGGCGAUGUGAAAAUAAUAAUAUUAAUUUCAUACUUUUAACAAUGAUUACAUACUAAGUCCAAGACCGUCAUAGCCACUAGUCGAAUUUCAAAACCCAAGUAAAAUUUAUAUAAUCCUCCAACGACUAAGCCACAGGUUUUAUAGUUAUUAAUUUCUAUGCAUACUCGAGCGACACAAAACCUACGUACAAUAUUAUUCAUAAUUUUAAUAGUUUAUUGAUUACAAGAAGUUACAUUAACCGUCUCUUUGGCAUAUGUAUUACAAUAUUUCUCUUUUUUUUUUUUUAGUAGAAUAAUAUAGAUGUUUUUUAACGCAGUCAAGUUCCUUAUUUGCAUGUACUAUUAUACAUAAAAUGAUAUGUAUAUUAUAUACACACAAUGUUAUAUACUAUUAUAAACAUAUUUUUUGUAUUUAACUAUACAUAGACAAUUUCAUAUAUUUUACGCAUAAUAUGCAUUUAUAAAAUAAUCUCAAAAAAAGAAAACGUAGAACUCUUCCUACAGUUUGUUAUUAAUUCUAAUUAUUCAUGUUUUUCCUCGUUAGAGUUUUAAAAUUGCUAUUAUUAUUAUUUGAUUUUAUUUCCUCUCGUGAUAUUGCUAAAUUUUAACUAUACUAUCUAGAAUACAAUUGUGUGUAAGGUAUAAUAAAUAUUAUAUACAUUAUAUAUUAACAUUAUUGAAGUAUUACGUGUGUAAACGUUGUUUAAUUUUUAGAUGUGUGUACAUUUUAAAUACAAUUUAUGAUAUUUAUUUUUUGUAUAAGAAAUCUCUGAUUUAAUGUGUAACUGUGUAUUAAAUGAUUUAAACACUAUUUUACUGUAGGUUUGUGGUUUAGAAAUUUCUUAGUUUUAAAUUAAUUAUUAUUAUUACGAUUAAUGUAAACGUUUGUUUUUCGUGAUCAUUUUCGAAUUUCAAUAUUAUAUUGUCUCAUUAAAUAUGAUACGUUUCCAAAACCCAUUAGUUAGAUACCAUUGCAACUCGCAAGCGACUUGUCGAUUUUCUCUUGUGUUGUGUUUAUUAUUAUUAUUUAGGAAAUUUAUAUAUACAUACUAUAAUAUUAAAGUGUAUUAAAAUCAUAAUUGUUUUUAAAAAUUAACCAUUACCAACCAUUUAACUGCGAUAUGUCGUUUGACAGUGUUGACCAAAUUGUCGACACUAUAAUAUUAUAAGCAAUGCACACAAAAUGAUCAUACUCGAUCUAAACCCUAUACAUAUUAUAUAAUUGGCUGUAUUUAGUUAACUUGUACAAAACGGGAUAUCGUUUUGUGAUAUUUCAUUAUUAUUAUUAUUAUAAUUUGUAUUUACUCGUAAGGUAAAUAAUUCUAUUAUAUCAUAUUAUGUUAUGUUAGUUAUUAUAGCUAAUUAUUAUUGAGUAAUGUGUAGUGUUUACUUUGCUGGAGACAGUCAAUAUUCUACGAUAAACCGUUUUGGGUUGACAUACACUUGGUUGGGCUAAGAUGGCAAUUUACUAAAGUGUUAUGUUGUAAACAUCACUAACAUAAUUUUACCGAUUAAGAUUUAUAUAAUAUUAUUAUAUACAUAUAUAUUUGUGUUAUGCCUACUUGAAUGUGUGAUUGUGAAUAAACAUUUUUUUUGUAUUAA
This is a messenger RNA of Adelges cooleyi (spruce gall adelgid), 3832 nucleotides long. Its product is annotated as cell growth regulator with RING finger domain protein 1-like. The record is from RefSeq and is a predicted model, not a curated record. Bases 779 to 1852 code for a protein of 357 amino acids. Gene Ontology annotation, biological process: negative regulation of cell growth. The transcript is spliced from 7 exons. NCBI's taxonomy places the organism in Eukaryota, Metazoa, Arthropoda, Insecta, Hemiptera, Adelgidae.